Messenger RNA from Belonocnema kinseyi, 19993 nucleotides. Its product is annotated as titin-like. The transcript has 4 exons. Gene Ontology annotation, molecular function: DNA binding. The record is from RefSeq and is a predicted model, not a curated record. Lineage: Eukaryota; Metazoa; Arthropoda; Insecta; Hymenoptera; Cynipidae. The coding region runs from base 1154 to 17326 and encodes 5390 amino acids.
CAGCAACUACGAGUCCACCACCAUUGCAAUUUACAUUUACACACUACAGCCAUCCUACACGCUACACGGGCCCCGUUGCACGUCGGGAAACGAAACAUGUACGUACAUCGUAUAUCACUCAAAAAAGUGUUUUGUGCCGAAAUAUUUUAGGCCUCGGUCGCGAUUUAAAAUAAGGCCUGUGACGGUUUCUGCGACAGUGGUGUUUUUUGUUCGAUAAGGAGCUCCCUGGCGACCGGUGGCCGGGUGAGACGAAGCGCGGAGGAGGACGUUCUUCUCCUGGGACGCUCGCCAAUUUCGACACAGACACGGAAUCAGGGUCGCACUUGCAAGCCGGAUUCAUCCACACUCCAUUAUUUCCAACCUGCAUAGUAAUUUUUACCACAAAUUAUACCCGAGAAGAUGCGCCACGCGUGUCUCCCACAUGCACAACUCGGACUCAAAGUCAGUGAACACGAAACGGUCAUAAGAGAAAUUCUGAACAAAAAAAUUUCCCGCGAAUCUUCAUUUCCCACCACUGAUCAACUCCUCUCUUCUCGGAUCCUCAACAUUACAAUUUUAAGGUUAAAAAUCGCCCAAAUCGAAUAUUAAAUUUCAUUUUUAGACAAAUACAAACGUUUUAAAGGCGGCAAAGAAGGCGCCGAUGACAGUGUCAUGCGCCCGCUGAGAAAAGUUUCUUCUUUCGCAAUGUUGUGAACGUUGUGCUCUGUUGGUGGAUUUUUCACCCAGGAAAUUAGUGCUCGGGAAAUGUGAUGUGCGCGACAAGUGCUUUCGGAAGUUUCAAGUGUAGACAAUUACGUGAGGAUGGAAAAGAUUAGAAACCUGUUUGGUCUCGUGGCCAUGUAGCAGAAAGUAAGGCAAGGCACCACUCUCGAUUCCGGAAUUUGGACGUAACCUUUUUUGUGAUUUUUGUUCACUUUUGUUGUGGAAACGACGCCCUGUCUGACGUGAGGUGAACAGUUUAGAGUUAGAAGGAAAAAGGCUCGUUUCAGCUUCGAAAAGGAAUGGUCAGUGAUUCGUAAUUUGUAACACGCCUUUCGGUGUUGUAAUAUGCCUGCAGAAGCGAUAGUUUGUACUUUUUAUGUUGCAUAAGUGUAAAGAUAGGUUAAGUGUGGUCAGGUUUUUGGUGUUAAAUGCAACUGAAUAGCUAGUCAAGAUGUGCGAACAAACGGAAAUCAAUUACCUGGACGGAGACAUCGUCUGGGUCAAGCUUAGUGGAUGCUGGUGGCCUGGCCAAGUCGUCGGCUUCGAGCAUUUGCCGGAAGAUAUCCAGAUUGAUUACACGAGAAAGGGCUUGAUUGCUGCUGUGAAGUACUUCGAGGAAGAAACAUUUGAAUUCGUCAAGAACUACCAACAGAUAUACAAAUAUAACUGUACGCAGAAGGACGAUUUCAUUAGGAAAGGCCUAGAUAAGUACAGAAGCAAAGUCAAGGACAAUUCGAACUAUAUGAACAAAUUUCCCAAAGAUGUGGAAACAGCAGAGACAAUAACAGGAGGAGAUCCUAAUAUCUUAUCGAGCGAAAAGUUCUGUCCCGAAGAAAAACCCGAUAUAUCUUCUCUCUUCGGAGAGAAAAAGCUUCCGAAGAAAAAACGGGAAGAUUCUCGAAGAAGCGAUGGCGCUACAAUCUCUAAAAAACUCACUCAAAUCAGAUUUAUGAGGCAGAGUGAUCAUCAAGUUCGAAUUCGCGAGCAAGCGGCUAUUUCGCCAAAUUCCCACAGUUCCUCUAUAUUCCCCUGUAUCAAAUGCUCCUUCACUUGCACGCGAGUCAACGUUAUAAUUGGUCACAUAAAGAGUCAUCAAUAUGAUGAUCCAACUAAAAAGAAGUCUUCUGUUAAGCUUCACUCAAAACCGAAGAACAAGAGUUUGGAUCUCGACACUCCAAAGAGAAAAUAUAUCCGAAAAUCCAGUUCCAAUAAAAGCAAAGAUGAACUCGGUUCCGAAAAGAAGAGAAAACCAGCAAAGAGUGCAGAAAAAACGACAAAGAAAAAAAAAUUAAGUGCUCAAGAGGAAAGGAAACGAAUUCAAGAUGAAUUAUUGGAAGAUUGGGUUGAUGAUUCCGACGUGGACAUGAAAGCAGACUUUUCUCCAGACGAUACUUUCGAUUUUAAAACCACUUCAAUUACAUCUCCUCUACCUUCUUCGAUCACGACCUUGCCUUCGAAAACUUCACCCGUUAAAAGUGAUUUCAAUCUUGAAGAUAAGGAAUCCACAAAAAAAGCAGAUUCAGAUGACGAUACUUUCGAUUUAAUCCGACAGUCAGAAAAAUUGCUCAUAGAAACUGAGAAGUUAAGCACAAUCAUUGACGAUUCCACUGGCGGAACUUCUCAGAGUACCAAAAAAUUUAUCGACAAGCUGAAAUCUGACCGUUAUAAGUCUUCAAAAUCUAAAGACAAAGCCUCAGAUUCCAAGAAAGACGAAAAAACUACCGCGAUAGAAAAUGAUGAUAAGAAAUCCAAGUUCGCUUGCUUCGAAUUUGACGAGGAAGAUAUUCCUGAGCCAACUACUGUUCAGAAACCCUCGCGGUUUUUUCUGAAGAAGGACAUUAUCAAGGAAUAUGAGAAGAGUGUCGCUAUAAAAGAGAAGGAGAGGCAUGGUAAGUUUUUCCACCGGGAAAAAAAUGCAGGAAUGAUUGUUCAAGAAUCGAGUAAGGAGCAUAAAGAAGAAACCGUUGCUGAAAUGAAAGAUACUGAGAUGAAAGAUCAAGAUGAGGUCAAGAAGAUGGAGACUAAUAAUCAAAGUAACGAAGUGAAGAGUAUGUUUCGCAAAACAGGAGAAGAAACGAUGGACGAUUUUCUAAAGUCGAAUUAUAAAUCUCAAGUCGAGGAACUCGAAAUUGUUGAGAUUUUCGAAGUCGAGAGAGAAGAAGAUGUUGAAAAUAUAAGGGAUUCACAGAUGGACACGGAAUUGAGAGCAAACGUUGACAACAUUUGUGAACAGAUCUCUGGAUCGGAAGAGAAAGUACAAUAUGAGAAAUUUCGAGACUUCGUAAGGGAAACUUCGCCACAAAGAACUGACUUUCGGAGUCUUCCAGAAAGAAUGAUUACAGAAUCGGAAUCAGAUUCGCUUGUUCAUCAAAGUGACAAUUUAGAUAGCCAGAUCAAAUUGGAUGUCGAAACUUCAAAAUUUGAUUUUAAGGAAGAGAACGUUCCAGAAAACCUGUCAAAAUUUGAUGAAACAUCGGAACUUCUUAAAGAUGCUAAAUUUAAAGAAUCGAAGGAAAAUUUUGAGGAGAGACUCAAUGAAAAAAUUCAGGAGGAAUUAGAGCCGAAGCAACCUGCUGAAAUCGUUGAGGAACUUGCAGCUUCGGUUAAGAAACGAAGAGGGAGGCCAAAAAAAAGCAUUUUGAUAGCUGCUGAAGUCCCAGCUGAAUCAAGUAGUAAUUUGGAUACGACUAAAGAGGAAAUGGCAGAAAAAGUUGAGAAAUUUGAGCAAGUCGAGGAAGCCUUGAGGAUUUUGGAACCGGAGGUGGAUCUGGAGACUGGUGGAAAGAAGCAUCAGAAUAGAAAACAGUCGUUUGGUCAUUCAAGUCAGUCUGAUUUGACUCCCAGAAUUCGAAAGCUGAGAGGUCAUGCUUUGGAAGAUAAACAGAAUACUCCGGAAAUUUCAACGCAUCAAGGUACUAGGAUCCAAGACAGCCGGGAGGAAAGUAGGAAGGAUCAUGAGGUAGUGAUGAUUGAAGAUGAAAAAGAGCAGACAAAAGUUCUCGAAGAGACUAAAGUUUUAGAAGAUGUGAAACCAAAGUCUAAAAGAGGAAGGAAAUCUAAAGCUGCUCUUUUACUAGAAAAGCAGAUUGAGGAAUCAAAUCUUGAACUUUUGAGUCUUGGGGAUAAGUCUGACAUCGAAGAAAAGCCUCUUGACGACAUAACCCUUGACGAUUCACCUCUUGAAGAUAAAUUAGACGAAAAUCUACUUAAAGACAAUGAAGACAAGCAUCUUGAAGUAGUGAAACCGCAGAAGAAAAGAGGACGGAAAACAAGACAAGGUUCUACAUCUUCUCAAGAUGUUCUAUUUUUUCCAGAAGACGUACGCCAUUUAGAAUCGCCUUUGAAAGGAAGAAGGAAAACUCCUGAUGUCCCAAGAGAUUUUGAGGAAAUGGGAGAGAAAUCUGAAGUAAGCCAAGAGACAUUCGACCAGGACGGGAAACCUAAGCCAGAAAAGAAAGGAAGGAUGAGGAAAUCUGUGGAAGUUCCAAACGAAUAUGAACAACAAGAAGAAACUCAAAGUCACGAGUCCACGGAGUUCGAGACUCGGCAACUGAAGAAUAUUGAAAAGAAAGAGAGGUUAAGAAAAGCUGCUCAAGAAGUUAAAGAAGAGACGCUGAAGAUUUCAGAGGUAUUUCCGGAGCCGAUGGAAGAGGUUCAGGAACCAAAGAAAUUCGAAAAGAAAGGAAGAGGAAGAAAAUCCGCUUCUGAAGUAAAAGAAACUGAAGAACAGACACUGGAUUUAAAUAUUCCAGACCCGGAACCAAUAGUAGAGGUGCAAGAUAUGAAGCCUAAAUCUGAAAGGAGAGGAAGAGGAAAGAAAUCUACGUCUGAAGUUAAGGAAUCUACUGAAACACUGAAUUUGCCAAUUACAGUGUUGACACCGGCAUCAGAGCUAAUGGAAAAGGUUCAGGAAGAAAAGCUGAAAUGUGAAAAGCGAGGAAGGAGAAAAAAAUCCAUUUCUGAUGUUAAGGAAACUAAAGAGACACCAAAUUUUCCAAUUCCAGAAGCGAUAACAGAAAUGGUAUCAGAUCUAAUGGAGGAGGUUCAAGAAGAACAGCUGAAGAAAGACAGGAGAGGAAGGGCAAAUAAAUCUAUAUCUGAAGUUAAGGAAACUAAAGAAAUACCGGAUAUGCCAACUCCAGAGAUUAUUACAGAAAUGGCAUCAAAGUCAAUGGAAGAGAUUCAGGAAGAAAAGCCGAAAUCAGAAAGGAGAGGAAGGGGAAAGAAAUCUAUAUACGAAGUUAGGGAAACUAAACAGAUACCGAAUUUUCCAAUUCCACAAGUGAUUGCAGAAAUGGUAUCAGAGCCAAUGGAAGAGGUUCAGAAAGAAAAGCCGAAAUCAGAAAGGAGAGGAAGGGGAAAGAAAUCGAUAUCUGAAGUUAAGGAAACUAAAGAGACACCGGAUUUGCCUAUUCCUGAAGUGAUAGCAGAAAUGGUAUUAGAGCCCAUGGAAGAGGUUCAGGAAGAAAAGCCGAUAUUAGAAAGGAGAGGAAGGGGGAUGAAAUCUAUUUCUGAAGUUAAAGAAACUAAAGAGAUACCGAAUUUUCCAAUUCCAGAAGUGAUUGCAGAAAUGGUACCAGAGCCAAUGGAAGAGGUUCAGGAAGAAAAUCCGAAUUCAGAAAGGAGAGGAAGGGGAAAGAAAUCUAUGCCAGAAUUUAAGGAAACUCAAGAGACACCGAAUUUGCCAAUUCCAGAAACCAUAGCAAAAAUGGUAUCAGAGCCCAUGGAAAAGGUUCAGAAAGAAAAGCCACUAUCAGAAAGGAAAGGAAAGGGAGAGAAAUCUACAUCUGAUUUUAAGGAAGCUAAAGAGACAUCAGAUUUUUCAAUUCCAGAAGCGAUAACAGAAAUAGUAUCGGAACCAAUGGAAGAUGUUCAUGAAGAAAAUCCAAUAUCAGAAAGGAGAGGACGGGGAAAAAAAUCUACGUCUGCAGUUAAGGAAACUAAAGAGACACCGAAUUUUCCAAUUCCAGAAUCAAAUGCAGAAAUAGUAUCAGAGCCAAUAGAAGCGGUUCAAGAAGAAAAGCUGAAAUCAGAAAGGAGAGGACGGGGAAAGAAAUCGAUAUCUGAAGUUAUGGAAACUAAAGAGACUCCGGAUUUUCCUAUUCCUGGAGUGAUAUCAGAAAUGGUAUCAGAGUCAAUAGAAGAGGUUCCGGCAGAAAAGCCGAUAUCAGAAAGAAGAGCAAAGGGAAAGAAAUAUAUGUCUGAAAUUAAGGAACCUAAAGAGACGCCGAAUUUACCAAUUCCAGAAGCGAUCACAGAAAUUGUAUCAGAGACAAUGGAAGAGGUUGAAGAAGAAAAACCGAAAUCAGAAAGGAGAGGAAGGGGGAAGAAAUCUAUGUCUGAAGUUAAGGAACCUAAAGAGAUAUCGAAUUUACCAAGUCCAGAAGCGGUCACAGAAAUUGUAUUUGAUACAAUGGAAGCGGUUCAAGAAGAAAAACCGAAAUCAGAAAGAAGGGGAAGAGGAAAGAAAUCUAUAUCUGAACUUAGGGGAACUAAAGAGACACCAGAUAUGCCAAUCCAAGAAGCGAUAGCAGAAAUGGAAUCAGAGUCAAUGAAUGAGGUUCAGGAAAAAAAACCGAAAUCAGAAAGAAGAGUAAGGGGAAAGAAAUCUACCUUUGAAUUGAAGGAACCAACACCGGAUUUGCAAAUUUCAGCACCGUUACCAGAGGUUGCAAGUGAACAGCCAUCAAUGGAAAAUGUACAUCAUUCGAAGAAAUCAGAAAAACGAAAUAGGGGAAAGAAGUCGAUGACUGAUGUUAAGGAUGCUAGAGAGAUUCCGGGUUUGCGAAUUCCAGAAGCCAUAGCAGAAAUUGUAUCAGAGCCAAUAGAAACGGCUCAAGAAGAAAAACCGAAAUCAGAAAAGAGAGGACGUGGAAAGAAAUUCACGUCUGAUUUAAAGGGAACUAAAGAGACAUUGAAUUUUUCAAUUCCAGAAGCCAUAGCAGAAAUAGUAUCAGAGUCAAUGGAAGAUGCUCAUGAAGAAAAUCCGAUAUCAGAAAGGAGGGGAAAGGGCAAGAAAUCUACUUCUGAAGUUAAAGAAAUGAAAGAGACACCGAAUUUGCCAAUUCCAGAAGUGAUUGCAGAGAUGGUACCAGAGCCAACGGAAGAGGUUCAGGAAGAAAAGCCGAAAUCAGAAAGGAGAGGUAGGGGAAAAAAAUCGGUAUCCGAAGUUAAGGAAACUAAAGAGACACCGGAUUUGCCUAUUCCUGAAGUGAUGGCAGAAAUGGUAUCAGAGCCAAUGGAAGAGGUUCGGGAAGAAAAGCCGAAAUCAGAAAGGAGAGGAAGGAGAAAGAAAUCGAUAUCCGAAGUUAAGGAAACUAAAGAGAUAUCGGAUUUGCCUAUUCCUGAAGUGAUAGCAGAAAUGGUAUCAGAGCCCAUGGAAGAGGUUCAAGAAGAAAAAUCGAUAUCAGAAGGGAGAGGAAAGGGAAAUAAAUCUAUGUCUGAAGUUAAAGAUAGUAAAGAGACACAGAAUUUGCCAAUUCCAGAAGCGACAGCAGAAAGAGUAUCAGAGCCAAUUGAAGCGGUUAUGGAGGAAAAGCCGAAAUCAGAAAGAAGAGGAAGGGGAAAGACAUCUGUGCCUGAAGUUAAGGAAACUAAAGAGGUACUUGAUUUGCCAAUUCCACAAGCGAUGGUAAAAAUGUUAUCAGAGCCAAUGGAAGAGGUUCAGGAAGAAAAGUCGACAUCAGAAAGAAGAGGAAGGGGUAAGAAAUCUAUCCCUGAAGUGAAGGAACAAACACCGGAUUUGCAAAUUCCAGCACCGACACCAGAUGCUGCAAGUGAACGACCAGCAAUGGAGGAGGUACAAGAGCCAAAGAAAUCGGACAAACGAGGUAGGGGAAAGAAAUCUGUACUUGAAGUCAAGGAACAGCCGCCGGAUUUACAGGUUCCAGAGUCGAUACCGAAAAAUUUGCUAGAACCAGUAGUGGAUGUUGUCGAACCCAAGAAUCCUGAAAAGAGAGCAAGAAGGGACAAAUUUACCUCUGAUAUAAUCCAAGAACCGGCGCCCGAUAUACAUAUUAUAGAGCCGAUGCCAGAAGUGGUGAGUGAAAUACAAGAACCAAUAGAGGAAGUUCCGGAACCAAAAAAAUCUGAAAAGAGAGGAAGAGGAAAGAAAUCUACAUCUGGUGUUUCUAAGGAAAAGACACCCGACCUUCAGAUACCAGAACCGAUUCCAGAAGUUGCGACUAGAUUCCAAGAACCGCUAAAAGAAGGUGAGGAACCCAAGAAAUCUGAAAAGAGAGGAAGGGGAAAGAAAUCUUCUACUGAAGUAGUCCAAGAGCCAACAUCAGAUCUGCACAUUCCAGAAGCGAUUCCAGAAGUUCAGUGUCACAUCCGAGAAACAAUGGAGGAACUUCAGGAACCCAAAAGACCUGAAAAGAGAGGUAGAUGGAAGAAAUCUAUCUCUGAAGUUUCCAAGGAACAGCCAACCGUCCUUCAGAUUCCGCAGCCGAUUCCAGAAAUUGCGAGUGGAUUCCAAGAACCAAUGCAAGAAGUUCAAGAAAGCAAACGACCUGAAAAAAGAGGAAGGGGAAAGAAAUCCACUAUUGAAGUAGUCAAAGAGCCAGCACCAGAUCUACAAAUUUCAGAACCGAUACCAGAAGUUCAAAGUGAAAUCCAAGAACCAUUUGAGGAACUUCCAGAACCCAAAAGACCUGAAAAGAGAGGUAGAGGAAAGAAAUCUACUUCUGAACAUUUCAAAGAACAGAAACCCGAUCUUCAGAUUCCAGAACCGAUUUCUGAAGUUAUGAGUGGAGAUCCAGAACCAAUAGAAGAGGUUCACGAAGCCAGGAAGCCGGAGAAGAGAGGCAGGGGAAGAAAGUCAAUGGCUGAAACCGCGAAGGAACAAACUUCGAAAGAACAGGAAUUUCUUAGUGGAGAAAGUGAACCGAUCCCUUUAGAAAGUAAAUUGUUAGAGUCAUUAGAAGAUAUUCAAGAAUUCAAAAAACAAGGAAGGGGAAGGAAAACUACUCCCGAAUUUAUCAAAGAACCGGUAGAGGGUACAGAAAUACAAAUUGCAAUUCAAGAGCCGAGGGAAGUGUUUCAAGAACACCAUGUUAAGCCAGAGAAGAAAAGAAGAGGAAAGAAGUUCACAGAUGAAGUUACGAAAGAGAUUGUUAUGGAAAAAGCAGAACAGAUUGAAGUGUCAUCCAUUCCUCUUCCACUGACAGAACCAAUGGAGGUAGUUUAUGAACCCAAAAUUAAGCCAGAAAAAAAAGGAAGGGGAAGAAAAUCGACGCUUGAAAUUGCGAAGGAACAAUUUCUUACAGAAGAAGCACAAUUAAUUGAAUUGGCAUCUAUUCCUCUUCCAUUGUCAGAACCUAUAGGAAUAGUUCAUGAACCUAAAUUUAAAGCAGAGAAGAAAGGAAGAGGGAAAAAAUUAAUGAUCGAAGCUACGAAAGAAAUUAUUAUGGAAGAUGCAGAACAAGUUGAAUUGGCAUCUAUUCCUCUUCCCCCCUCAGAGCCAAUGGAAGGUUUUCACCAUAUACCGAAAAGCAAAUCGGGAAAGAGAGGGAGAAGCAGGAAGUCAAUGACCGAAGUUCUGAAGGAUGAGACACUAGAUCAAUUGCCAGAAAAGUUUUUGGAAAAUGUACCAGAAUCUGUAAUUAAAAGUGAAAACGAAGCGAGACAAGAGUUUGAAUCGAGGCCUAAAGAAACGAAAAGUGUCGGACGUCCAAGGAAAAAAUCUGCUGAAGUUAGGGAGCAAGAAAAUAAGAGCGAAUUACAGGAACCAAUUGAACCAGAGUUUCAAAGUGAAAUCCCUCACAGAAAACCCCGAAGGAGAAUGAAGUCUUCUUCUUCAAUUUCGGAUUUUUCCACUGAUGUGAAGGUUUCUGAAGAGGAGAUCGUUCAAGUUGAAAGUGACCUAAAAGAACCAAUGCAUUUGGAACCAGUUCCAGAGCCGAAAAAACGAGGUAGAAGGAAGAAGUCUGUUGCAGAAGUAGCUCAAUCAAUGCUUGAAGAGAGUCAAAUGGAACACGAGAUUGAGAUUCCAGAACCGAAACCUAAAGGCAAACCUGGCAGGAAGAAGAAGAUUAUUGAAAUAAAAGAAGAAAUUGAAAUUCCAAAGAUAGAAAAUAAAAUUCAAGAAGCUAAACCCGAAAAAAAGAAAUCUGGAAGGAGGAGGAAGUCUGAACUUAAGGAAGAAUUUCCAGAAGUUGUAAUUCCAGAAAUUCUGCCCGAAGUUCCGAUAUCUGAAGUUCAACCAGAAAUGUCAGUGUCUGUGGUUCAACAAGAAGUUUCAGUACCAGUUAUACCUGAAGUUGAAAUAUCACAACUGCAGAGAGAUUUGGAAGAACCUGAGUUGGAAGUGGAACAAACUGCGGAAGAAACAGUUCCCAUGGAAAUCGAGAAUGAUAUGAACCUUCCAUUAACACAAACUCUCGAAAUGGGAGAGACUCUUGAGGCAGAAAUAGUUGAGACAACGGAAAUUGUGGAAUCAAGAGAAGUCGUGGAAUCAGCUGAGGUGGAUCAAUCAAAUGAAGCUUUUGGAUCAGCUGAAGUUGGCGAAUCAUCUGAAUUUGUUGAAUCGUCUGAACCUGUUGAAUCGACUGAAGUUGUUGAAUCGUCCGAAGUUGUUGAGUCAACUGAAGUUGCUAAAUCAAUUGAAGUUGCUGAAUCAACUGAAAACGUGCAGUCAAGCGAAGUUCUUGAAUUAAGCGAAGUUGUUGUAUCAAGCGAAGUUGUUGAAUCGACUGAAAUUGUUAAAUCAACUGAAGUCGUGGAAUCCUCAGAAGUAGAAACAACCAUUUCUGCGGAAAGUAUUGAAACUAUUCAACCAGCAAUGAUCGCAACGACCGAGGCUCAACCCUUACUUGAAAUACCAGAACCAAAACCCGAAGUUUCUACCCGAAAUGAGAACCUCAAGACUGAAAUUAGCGCUCCAAAAGAGCCUCUUGAGAAAUCCUCAUUCAACGCGAUUCUCAACAAUGCCGAAAGCCCCCGGUACAAUAUGGACAUCGACAUGCUUCCUCCGAAAAAGUCUCAGAUUAAAAAGUUUGAACUUUCGCAAAUGGAGUAUCUCGAAAACGAAAUAUCGAACAACAAAAAGCUAGCCGAGAUGGAGAAUGUGAGAAAACUGGACGAAAUCGGAAACAUGGAACUUCAGAUAAGAUUGCAGGGCAGUUCGGAAGUUUCCAAACCUCUGGUAGAAGUCCUUUCAGGAGAAGCAGUAUCUGAACCGAAAGAAUUGAAGGUCUUUGAUUCUCAGCAAGAUCAGAUUUCAGCUGCAGUCGUUGUGGAAUCGAUGCCUCAGGAAAUCAACCAGCUUUCUGAAAUGACAACUGAGAAAGGAUUUUCUACGAUGGACCGCAAACGUAUUGAUGACGAGGCGGAAAAGAUGGAAGAGCAGUAUUCGAUGAUCGAGAGGAAAUUAGAGGAAAUGGAGUCCGUUUCUCCAAAAACUGUUAAAGAAGAAACUGCAGUGAAUAAAUCUCCGAUGCAGACACGUUACAAGGGGAAAUUUACUCCUGAAACUGGAUCCAGAACCAAGAAAGAAAAAGAUCUGUUUGGGGUCAAUGCUUCAUUCCAGGACGUUUUUAUAAAAACGCUUCAGAUAGAAAAGGACAAGAAAUCCUCGGACGACGAGGACGCUCCACAUAGCAAAAAGAAGCAACGAAAAAUUUCAAAGAAAAGGAGUGAUAUAAACAGUGUGAGUCCUUCUCCGUAUGUUUCUAAUUUCCAAGGGCAAGAGAACAUUUCUGGUGUCGCGAUGGAGAACUUCCAAGGCGUUGAAGUUGUCGUCGGGCAAAAUCUAGAGAUGGAAUCAAAACCAGAAGAAUCUGUUAAUCAGUUUCUACGCCUCGAGGAUAAAAUCACGAAUGACAGUGAAAAUUCGAUGAAUCUUGAGUUUAAAUACGAAGAGGCUUCACCAUCUUCACCAGCAUCAGAUAUUGCAGUGCCGGUCAAGAAAAGAGAAAAGCCUAGGAUCAUCGAAAACGUUGCCUUGAAAGAACCAAUGAUUCUGAAAUCAAAAUUGCUCGAGAAACUGCCAUCAAAGGCAGGCGUGAAACGUAAAUUGGAAGCUGAGAGUCCGAACAAAGAGGGUCCAAAAGCAGCAAAGGUCAUAAAGCUCGAACCAGGUAAAACAAAGAAUCUAUCCAUGGCUCAGAAGAUUCAAGCUUUAAAAAACGAGGAAGAGGAAAUGACGACAGUAAUCGAUACUGAAAAGAAUCUUUCUCAAAUGUCUUCUCUAAGCCCCCAAAUAACAGCUAUUUCGAUUUCGGAGAAGUGCAUACAACAGAGUUCAUCGAGUCUCGAAGAUAUGGAACUAGACAUUAACAACAUGCCGUUUGUUCUUAGUGAAGAUGUCCUCACACCCGAGAGCAUCGAGAACAUGCCCGUUGUUAUUUCCGGUAUGAUGUCUACUGAAAUUAAGACCCCAGUUGCUCAAGUAAGUGUCUUAUUAACACCAGAAGUCAGUAGCUUCCCUGCUCCGCAGAUAACAGCCAUUUCCACGGAACAAGCAACGACUUCCAUUCAACCAACAGCAUCCAACGACUCCGAUGUGACACUCCUGAAAAGGAAAGCUGGGACUCCUGCUAUUUUGAAGAACAAGGCUAAAGGAAAACCGACGAUUACAAGCAUCAAGACGAUAUGCCCUCCCCUCACGGGAGGCGUCAGGAGUCUCAAGUUCCAGAAUGCCCAAACAGGAAAGGCCACAAGCUAUAUGUCACCGAAAGGAACACCAGGAAAGUACGUGAUCGUUCAUAGUGCUGGUGGACAACAAGUUCGGUGUCAAACGAAACCCGGUACUCCACAGAGAAUCGCUCUACCUACAAGCAAAAGCCCAGAAAGUGUUCAGAUCGUCCAGCAAGAUCGGAAGCUCAUGAUUCUCUCUUCGCAGGCAGUUCAACCGAAAAUCCUACCACUAAAUAUUGCAAAAUCAAGCCAGAAGGUUCAGAGACUCAUGACAAGCAAAGGACACGUGAUUUCUUCCAUUAGUCCAGUGAACUACACUUCCAAGACUGUGAUUGCUCCAAAAGCUGAUGCAAACUCACCAACGACAUCGAAGAUGUCACCUGGUCAAAAGAUGCUCAGUCCCCAAGGGUUAAUUUCCCACAAGGGUGUUCUGACUCCCAUCGCAGGGACGAUUAACAAAGCUGGUGUCAUUGGCACUCUCUCGCCUACGAUUCUAACCAAGGGUGGAAUUUACACCACCAUCAGCAGUUCCUCAAUUCCAGGGAGGCCGAUUCUUGCUAAGACUGUAGUCACCAAGGGAAGUACUCUUCUCUCCCCGAACCUAGGGUCGAAGAAUAUUCUCACCACGGUUCCACAGACGAUUGUCAGUUCGAAAGGUACUGUUUUGACUCCGAUAACCGGACAGCAAGUUAAGGCACUGGCUAGCAAAGCUCCACCGAAAGGUACUAAGCUCCAUUACCAAAAAAUUCAGCAGAAAGUGCCCAUGUCUGUGAUCCAGAAGAGCCAACAAAAAGGAAGCCCCUUGAAAAUUGCUGGCAGUACGAUUGUCUACCAAUCUGAUCAAAGAUCCUCGCCUCAAGCUAAAAAGGGCUUAAGGCAAAUCGUUCAAGGCUCGCCAUCUUUGAUCUCUUCUGUGGGUGAACCCCUUCAGACGAGUGUUCUCUCCCCCGCCCACCAAAGAGGAAAAUUGGUCACCUCAAGUUCUCUCCAAAAAGUCAAUCUUCCCAAAACUUCCGGUCGACAGAAAGCUUCAAAGUUGUACCAAAGAGCUGACUCUCUAAUUAGCCAUAGUGCUCAAAAUUCUGCAGUACCUCGUCUAUCAUUUUCCAAAACACCAGUUACUAAGUCUCCACAAAGACAGAGUCUCUCUCCCAGGAAAGCGAAAUCUCAAAGAAAUAUUCUCAGCGCUGCUUUAAACUCGAUUGCAACAACAUCACCCAUGAGUUCCACCAGUUAUUCAGUCCCACUGACUCUUCCACCCUUGGAGCCAAUCAGCGCCAAGAAAUCAAAGGUAGAAGAAGUACCAGAACUAUGUCUAAGAAACCAAGAACCUCAGGCUGAACCCACGGAAAUAAAAAAUCAAGUCCCAGAAGCGAAAAUAACAACACAACCUCAGAUAAUCGCAGUUCCUAUUGAAGAUAGUGAUGGAACGCAGUCUUUUAUGCUUGUGACGACUGACGAACAAGGUCAGAUUCAAUCUUUAGACAACAACACUCUUAUGUCCUUGGAAGGAACUCUCGAUAAUAUCGUCCUUCAAUACGAUAACGGAACCGUUUCGAGUUUGCAGACCGCUGGAGACGAAUCUAGUGAAUCUUCCAUAAUGGAAAGUUUCCCAUCUUCUGAGAUUGUUCAGACAUCCAGUCAAGAUAUCCUAGCAGCUGCCUUGGCAAAUACAGAUUUCCAACAAGAAAUCGGACUACCGGAAGUUUCGACUUCCAGUGUCAUGAGCUCAUUAACCCAGACAAGUUUGAUAAACCAGACGAUCCUCCAGUCGACCAUCAUUCCACCAACAGAACCCAUUUCCUCUCCUUCAGUACUUGAGACAUCACUCACUUUGAACCAACCGAUCAUGACACCUAUGGAAGUACCAACUAGUUUAUCCAUUCAGUCAGAAUCAACUACUUCUGCAGUUUCAACGACGAUACCAACUUCCUUGGAACUACCGAUCACGAUAACGAAUCCGAGUCUUUCUUUUAUGAGUGGCGAGGCGCAAAUCCAGAUUCCAGGAAAUUCGAUGCCGGAUAUUGGAGAAAUGAUGGAGGCUGCAACGACUGAGAUGACACAAACAGCAGAACCAGUGACUCAAUAUUUAGUUAUUCCGAGUAUGGAAGAAGGCAUGGCGAUUGAAAGCCAGGAUGAUAAAAAUAUGCCGAGGGUUUCUUAUUCUGUCUCAAUACCCGAGAAUAUGAUUUUGGAAAGCUCGCCGGUCCAAACGACUCCAUCGAUGCCAAUCAUUGAUGAUUCUAACGUAGAAGAUGUUCAGUACAAUGCCUCUGUCGAAACAACAGUAGCAAGCGAUCAAAGUUUUGCUGACGUUCCGGUUUCGGAAAUGCUUGUUUCGAAGGCUUCUGCUGUUUCGGAGAACGUGGUGGCUCAAGAUGUCAUCGUUUCUUCGGAGAUGAUAAUCACCUCGCACGAAAAUGAGAUUCCAAUAUCGCAGAACGAAAUUUUGAUCUCACAGGAAAGUGAGAUUCCAAUUUCCCAGGAAAGUGAGAUUCCGAUCUCACAGGAAAGGGAGAUUCCGAUCUCACAGGAAAGUGAGAUUCCGAUCUCUCAGGAAAAUGAGACCCCGAUAUCUGAAGAAAGUGAAAUUCCAAUCGAUCAGGAAAAUGAGAUUCAGUUUUCAGAUGAAAGCGAGGUUCCAGUUUCUCAGGUGAGUGGGAUUUCAACCUGUCAUGAAAGAGAGAUUCGCGUCUCAGAUGAAAGUGAAAUUGAGAUCUCUCUGGAAAAUGAGGUGCACGUAUCGCAGGAAAGUGAGAUUAUGGUUUCUCAGGAGAAUAUUAUUUUAGCUGAGGAAUCGUUGAGGACGAAUCUCCAGGAAGAUUCUUUGAUUUCGGAAGAGGUUUAUUCUUCACAGGAAGUUCCCGUUUCUGAAGAACAGGUUUUGUCACAAGUAAUCGUCGAAGAACCGGAAGAGACUUGUGUCGUGACUUCUGAAUCCAACUUGGAAGUUCAGUCGACGGAAAAUUGUUCGUAUGAUAUAACGGAAUCAGAAGAAGUUCAGAUAGGCGGAUCGGAAGUUGAUGUUGAAGAGUCUCGCGUUCAGAUCGAAGUCGAAGCUUCCCAUGUUGAGAUUGAGACUUCUCAGGUUCAGAUUGAAACUCAAGAAGAAAUUGAAACUUCUCAGGUUCAGACUGAAACUCAGGAAGAAAUUGAAACUUCUCAGGUUCAGGUUGAAACUCAGGAAGAAAUUGAAAUUUCCCAGGUUCAGAUUGAAACUCAGGAAGAUAUUGAAACUUCUCCGGUUCAGAUUGAAACUCAGGAAGAAAUUGAAACUUGUCCGGUGAUUGAAGCUUCUCAAGAAAUUGAAGCUUCUCAGGAAACUGAAGCAUCUCAGGUUCAGAUUCAAAUUUAUGAUCAAGUAGAUACAUCCGACGAAGCAGAAGCUGCUGUUGAUAGCCAGCCGAUUAAAAGGAUUAGAAUUGAGGACUCACAAGCUGAAGAGAAACCAGCUACUUCAAAUGCAGAGUUUAAAGAUUCGGAAGUUUUUCCAUCGGCGUCUGUAGAAGAAGAAGAUGACAAUAUGGAGAUUGAUGAAGUACAGACGGAUCAUUACAAUUUGGAAAGUUCGAGCAUCUCCCAAGUAGAUGAAUUGUCUUCUCAGGUGGAAGACCAGAUUAUGGGAGAUCAUUCGAGAAUUAACUUUGAGGACACUGUUACCGAGACUAGUCAAGAAGCGCCAUCACAGUCCUAUGGACAGUUUGAUAACACGGAAGUGCCUAGUCAAUCUGCCAAAUCCGAAAAUUCGAGGGAACCUUCGCAGUCCAUGGGGUAUGAACCUAUGGAAACGGAUGAGAUUGUCAUCUCAGGUGAGCCCCCUACGCAGUCCUUCGAGGAUUCGAAAACGAGUGAACCGACGCAAUCCUACGAAGCAUCCGACAUCAACACUGACGCUCCAACGCAGUCCUUCAAUGAAAUAGGUCAGUGCCAAAGCGAUCGGAUUUCCGACGUCGAUCCUGCCGAUGACCAAAGUUUCCCCACGCAGAGCUACGAGGUCGAAAAAAUGGACAGUCUCUCUGAGAACCUCGAAACCGAUCCUGAAAUCAGUCAAGAAGGAAACAUCCCUUCACAGUCAAACGAUAUCGGAACCGACGGAAUCGGAACUUCCUUCGUAUCAACGAACAACUCUAACUUGAACGAAGACGAGACUGCGAGUUCUUCCUACGUCCCCGAAACCCCCGAAACUCAGGAACGGGACCAAGACCAAGAAAGUGCCAUUAGCACCUCCUCCUACGAAAUCCCACCGUGCGAGGAACUGAACAUCGCCUCUUCCUCGAUACCAGAUACUUCCGAGCACUCAAGCAUCCACGACAACGGCAUUUUGGAAAUUCCAACUUCCUCUUACAACUUAAACCCGGACAGUAGCUCAACCCACGUAGAUGCUGUGCCGACCUCCAGCUACGAGGACCAAAUCAUCCUCGAGCAAAAUGUCUCCACUUCUUACGAAGUUCCUAUCUCCAUGCCUCGUCUCGAUGAAACCUCUUCGCAGAAUUUCGUAACCGAGAGCUCUGAUCGGAGAAACGAACCCACGAGUUACUUCCGAGAGGCUGCAGCCAGUUACUAUGGAUCCAUUCACCAGGAUCCGAACUCCAGACUAGUCGAGGAUCCUCAGGAGGAAGUCACCCCGAGUUAUUACGAGACUAACCCUCAGGAUAUCACUUCCGAGGCGAGUCAAAGUUACUUUGCUCCAGAGGAAGCGACGCCCAGUUAUACGAGUCCAAGUUACUAUGAUCCUCCGCCAGAGGGAGAGGCUAGCCAGAGUUAUUACUCUUCUCAGGAUCCGGAGAGAACUGGACACUCCUCGCAAAAUAUGGAGGCUUCGCAAAGCUUCUACCAGGAGGACGAGCUGAGACUGAGGCAGAGAGGAGAGGCUACACCCACCUAUUCAGAUAGGUACCCUAUUGAAUAUUCAUCCACGGACUCGCCAUUGGAGAGGCACGACUUAGUUGAAAGCUCCGUUCCCGCGACGAGACCCACGGAAAGAUAAUACGACUUUUCAUAAGUCGACGAUGUGUCUACGACCGAGAUGUUUUUAUAUACGGACUUCCUCAGUGGUAGCCAUUAGAUUCGGGUCUAUUAAAGUGUAAAUAGUACAUUAAGCUUUCAAGUGGUAGUUUUAAGGGCAGUGUUAGGUCUUAUUAUUAUUAUUAUUAUUAUUAUUAUAAUUAUAAUUUAUGGUUAUAUUCAUACAUUAAGGUGUGAAUGUAUUGGUUUCUGACACGGAUAUAAUCCGACACUUGGCUCUUUGCAAAUAUUUCAACUUUUUUCUAUAGCCAGGCAGUAUAUCCGAUCCGAAAGUAUUUUCAUUUAAAAAUGUGAAAAUGGGUGCACUUCGAACCUCAAACUUUAAGCACUUCUAGUUUUGCAAUUACAUUCGAUUUUAUCAUUCUGUGCCUUAUUAUUUUAUAACUCCAUCUUCGGAUUUUAAAAAAAUGUUAUUUUCCGAUAGAUAUAUUUAUAUAUAUUUUAUUUUAUUUUUAUAAAAAUUAAGGCGGAAUUCAUGAAGUGAUAUAACCUCAAUUUUUAAGUACCAUCUUAGGCGAGGGGUCGACAUUAUACAUCAGGAGAGAAGAGGUAUUCCCCUCUCCUUUUUCUCAUUCAGUGCUCGUCUCUGGAUUGGCCGAGUAGAACGUGCCUAUUUUUUUCAAAUGAUGCAAAGCACUAAUACACACACGACGAAAUUCAAUGACCAAUCACUGAGCGUCCUCCAACAAAGUGGAAAUAUCGCAUGCGCUGUGUGUCGCUGUGUGAUCCUUACUUAUUUUUUGUCAGACUCCGCAUACUGGUACUCCCUCCGUAUAAUUUAUAAGUCCAUGUAAAAAAGUAAUAUUCUUAUAAAAAAUGUUCGGGUUUAAAAGUUCUAACUCGAUUGAAAAUAUUUCAAAGAGAGAAUCUUUGUUUUUUAGACAUGGCACUUUUUCCACUUUGUGAGACUUGCCAUUUCAUUUCUUUAGAAAUUGUUAUCUCUCUACAGACAAGUUGCAUUCAAAGUCCCCUACAUUCUGAAAAUUAAGAUGCUUUGACGUUGAAAAUACUGCGGAUCUGAUGGUAAUUUAAACCUAUUAACCUAAACCUGAGGUCAGAUUAAAUGAUUUCUGCUUUUAAAAAGGCAUACAGAUCGAAGAGUUCUAAUAAAAGUUGAAAUUUUUGCAACAGUUCUCAAGUAUCGCUUUUCAACGAUUGGAGAAAUGUGGGUUUGUUGUGGUACGUAAUGUUAUAUUGUUUCAUUGCUUCGAGAUACAAUGUUGACUUCAGUCUGUCGCCUUAAAGCUUGAGAAUUUCGAAAUUGAAUAUAGUCGGCAGAUAGAUUUGUAUCUCCUUGGAAUUAUGCGUCUUGCGCUAUUUACGUUGUAUAGAAGUAACGUUGUCGUUAUGUCAAAGAACUGGUGCGAGUUCCAAGAAGUACAGCAAGCAAAAUUGAAACUAAUUAUAACAAUAGAGGCGAUAUUUUUACGUGCGCUCUUUACACUGGUCACUAUUAAGAACUGAAUAUUACUGCUACUCUCAUUGUCUGAUUUUCUGUUCCAUAACAAACGUGCAUAGAUAGUCAAGAGAGCGGCACAAUUUUCAGUUUUUUUUAUAUUUUUACGCGGCUCGCAGAGCAAAAUGAAUGGCGGGCUGUCUAAAGACUUGAAUUUAAAUUUAAAUUUUAGGAAAAAGAAAUUUCAACUGAUUAAAGUUUAAACUGAAGAGAAUUUAAAUGAAAUUCAAAUUCGCUGCUUCUCAUUCCGCUCGGCAAUAUUUGAGUUUUGAAAAGUGGUUCAAGAGCGGAAGGGGAAUUUGAUAGUUAAGAAUUAAUGUUUACUUUGUAGGAAUAUAGUAUAAAUCACUAUGAACAUAAAAAGCCUAUUAUUUCAACUAUACCACUGUAAUCUGUGUGUUACAAAAUAAUUGUAAGUGGAAAGAAAUAUCAAGAUUUUCGUGGAAAAUGCUUUUUGCUUGCUCCGUCGAAAGUUGUACAUAAAGGAUGUACUCAUGCUGGAAUGUUGCGGUUGUAGAAUUAAAAGUAAUGAGAAUUAGAAAAUAGGAUUCGAAGAGCGAGGUUCAGGUACGCGCUACCUAACUAUAUUUAUAUUUUAUAAUAAUGAUGUUAAUGAGUGAAAGUAAAUAAGGGAAAAAAUGAGCACCAAAAAGCAUUGCUAAAUAUCCUUUCGCGUUAACGCUGACUGUAAUAUUGUAUUUCUAAUUCUAAAAAAAGGAAAGAUUGUCAUUUUUCAUCCGCUAACCAUGACAUCCUGUAUUCUUUCUUCAUGUAAGAAUAUGUAAAUUAUACGCAAGUUUUUACAUGGUCUCAACGAUUCAAGCAACUUGCAUUUUCUAAGGGAUCCUGAUGAUAAUUAUAUUCUUUAUAGUCUCACGUUAUUCAAAAUGCAUAUGUUUUUAUUUCUCGUGGCAAAUUUAAACACAGUCACGUGUGUACAUAUUACCUAUGUUGAUACCAGGAUUAAUAAAGAAUUAUAAAUCAGAUCUGUAGGUCUUGAUGAUUGAAGUGUCGAUACCCGCUAAAUCUAAAAAUGAUAAUUGUUGCGUUUUUUGUAAUUAGGGUAUAUAAUUAUUUUAAUUACAACCGAGAAUUUAGUUUCGAAUUUGAAUGAUUUUGUUUUCUUUUUUUGUUUAAAUUAGUUCGAUUUUAAUAAACUCUGUUCAUUUUAAA